Sarcophilus harrisii (Tasmanian devil) is the source of this 3383-nucleotide messenger RNA. Its product is annotated as sodium/glucose cotransporter 4. Lineage: Eukaryota; Metazoa; Chordata; Mammalia; Dasyuromorphia; Dasyuridae. Gene Ontology annotation, cellular component: plasma membrane. The transcript has 13 exons. Gene Ontology annotation, biological process: transmembrane transport. Bases 524 to 2461 code for a protein of 645 amino acids. Gene Ontology annotation, molecular function: D-glucose:sodium symporter activity. The record is from RefSeq and is a predicted model, not a curated record.
GUAAAGGUGUGUGUGAGUUUGAGUGUAUGUGUGUGAGUGUGUGUGUGUGUGAGCUGGGCCCUUCUCUGCUGCCUUCAUUCAGGACCCAAUCUACCCCCCAGCUGGCCCAGAACCAGUUCCCCAGGUCCCUGGCAGUCCUCCCAAGGCCACCGCCUCCCUGGGCACAUCCCAGGCCAGUAUGGGAGAGGAGUCCCUGAGAUGCCCGGGGCCUCAGCGGCACAGACCGCCCUGCCAAGCCGGGCCCAGGGUGGCAGAAGGGAACUUGCCGGACCAGAAUGGGCCUCCCUCCUCCCCUUCGCUGGUUCCUGCUGACACUUCCAGGGCCCAGCCCCAAGAGGUUCCCUUCAGCAAGCCCCAGGCCCUGCCCAGCCGAGGGCCCCAGAGACACAAUUCAGGGGUAGAAAGAGCCCUGACUGGAAUCCCGGAGGACUGAUUAAUGAUUACAGGGGCGGAAUGAAGGCUGCCGGCUUAGGUGCACCUCAAAGUCCACCUUGGCCCUGACCCCCAGCGGAGGCGGCGGGAGAUGGAGGCAGGAGCUCAGGAGGCCCCGGCGGAGCCUCCCCGGGAGGCCAGGGCUGUCCUUAACACCUAUGACAUCCUGGUGGUGGUCUUCUAUUUUGUCUUCGUCCUGGCAGUGGGGAUCUGGUCCUCCCUCCGCGCCAGCAGAAGCACCGUCGGCGGCUAUUUCCUGGCCGGGCGCUCCAUGACCUGGUGGCCGAUCGGUGCCUCUCUGAUGUCCAGCAAUGUGGGCAGUGGCUUAUUCAUCGGCCUGGCGGGGACAGGAGCCGCUGGGGGCCUGGCUGUGGGGGGCUUCGAGUGGAAUGCCACCUGGCUGCUCAUCGCUCUGGGCUGGGUCUUUGUCCCCGUCUACAUCGCGGCGGGCGUCGUCACCAUGCCCGAGUACCUGAAGAAGCGAUUCGGGGGCCAGAGGAUCCAAGUGUACAUGUCCGUGCUCUCCCUCGUCCUGUACAUCUUCACCAAGAUCUCGACUGACAUCUUCUCGGGAGCCCUGUUCAUCCAGGUGUCCUUGGGCUGGGAUCUCUACCUCUCCACCAUCAUCUUACUCGUCGUGACGGCCGUCUACACUAUCGCCGGGGGCCUGACUGCCGUCAUCUACACGGACGCUCUGCAGACGCUCAUCAUGGUGGGGGGAGCCCUGGUCCUCAUGUUCUUGGGGUUUAAGGAGGUGGGCUGGUACCCGGGCCUGCAGGAGAAGUACAGCGCCGCCGUCGCCAACGUCACCGUGCCCAACACCACCUGCCACCUGCCGCGGCCCGACGCCUUCCACCUGUUCCGGGACCCCGUGACCGGGGAUAUCCCGUGGCCCGGCCUCAUCUUCGGGCUCACGGUGCUGGCCACGUGGUGCUGGUGCACGGACCAGGUACGGGCCCCCUCCCCGCCCCGAGGGGGCGCCGGGCUCGGGCCGGCCUCGCGGUGCCCACCUGGCCGGAGGCCCCUGCUCCGUGGCUGCCGCAGCGGUGCGGCCACGUGGCACAAUGCGGGCGCCCCCUGGCGGUGGGGGGUGCCCAGGAGCCCGACAGGAUGCGAGGCUGGUCCGCCUGUCCCUGGCCCCCGCCCCUGCCCCCCCUCCCCCCGCUGGACACCCGGUGUCUGCUCCCUCCCGGCCAACCUGCCCCGAACCCGUGUGGGGGCCCCGAAAACCGCCCGUUCUUUCAUUGCCCGCUGUUUCAGCCGGGCCCCCCGGCCCCCCCAGGCCCCACGGAGCCCCGGCCCCCCGGCCGAGGGGGCCCGCCUCCCCCUCACAAGGGGGCACAUGCCCUUGAGACCUGUUUCACACAUCCAUGGUCACCAGUACCCCCCCAUCACGGCGCUCUUCCUCCUGGCCAUCUUCUGCCACCGGGUCACAGAGCCCGGGGCCUUCUGGGGCCUGGUCUUCGGCCUGGUGGUCGGCGCCGUCCGGAUGGUCCUGGAGUUCUCGUACGGGGCCCCCUCGUGUGGAGAGCGCGACGCCCGGCCCGCCGUGCUCAGGGACGUGCACUACCUCUACUUCGCCCUGCUGCUCUUCGGCCUCACGGCCCUGGUCAUCCUGGCGGUCAGCUUCUGCACGCCCCCCAUCCCCGAGGAGAAGCUCAUCCCCCUGACCUGGUGGACCCGACACCGCAGGGCCCCGGGCCUGGACGGGCACUACCACGGGCACCCAGCCGGGGGUGGGGAGGCAGAGCGGUCGGCCCCGGACAGUCGGGCAGAGGAACACGUGUGGGGGGAUGGCGCCCUUAAGGAGGAAUGCCCAGCCCCGACCCAGUCCUGCUGGCAGAAGUUUUAUUUCUGGUUCUGUGGACUUUCUUCCUCCCCCACCCCCGUCCUGAGUCCCGCAGAGAAGGCCGCGAUGGAAAGAAAGUUAACGAGCAUCGAGGAGACGCCGCUGUGGAGGAACAUUUGCGACAUCAACGCCAUCUUUCUACUUGCCGUCAACAUCUUCCUCUGGGGCUACUUCGCCUAGGUGGGCCCCAUCAGUCUGGGAGGGACGAACCAUCUGGUAGCAAACUGCCUGCAAGGUCAGCAUCGGGAGUCGUGGAGGGAGCCCCUGAAAGGGGGCCGAGGUCAUCACGGAAGGUCAGUCAGGGCCGGCCGGGACUCGGGCCCACCUCAGCCGGUCCCCAACCACCGCCCUCUGCCCUGGUGAGUGGUGGCCACUGGACACGACCCCAGGCCUGGGGCUCGAAGCUUUGUCCGCGUCCUCCUGGCCAUGUGCGAUCUCGGACAAAGGUGCUUCCCUGCUCACUCCCUCCUGUGGCCCCUCCGGGUUUACAAAGCUCUUUCUUCCUGUGGCCCUGUGAGGAAGCGGAACCUCAGAGAGGAAAAGUGACUUCCGGAGGACCAGAGAGCAAGUUGGAGGGCAGGGCUCUCCCAGCAGGGUUCCCACUCUUCCAGACUGCCCCAAGCCAGCCGUCAUGGGCUUGGGCCAGGGAAACUACUCCCUUCUCUCCUUUCAGCAGGUCCUCGCCCAUCAUCUCCCCAGUGCCCAGGAGGGCCCUGAGGCCUGCUAGGAGCCUGGAGACGGGGGCUGGGAAGGUGCUCACCGGGUUCUAUGUCCCCCCCCCCUUUCAAACUCCUGCCUCCAUCCCUUCCUGGGGUCCCCACAGCUCUGUACAAUGCCGUUCUUCCACUCAGUGGCUCCCAUUCUUAAGGGCUGAAAUCCAGACUCUGCCUUAGUGUGAAGUUAGCAGUCUCGCCUCUCCAUUUUACUCAGGCCGCCCGUGUCUGGCCAAACCGAAGACCCUUGGCUCUUCACGCUCACCCUGUCCCAUCCCUCCUCAUGCUCACCCUGUCCCAUCCCUUUCUGAGACCUUCACUCCCGAUGUUGCCCAUUCUUAUAAAGAACGCCUCCAGUUGUGUCCUGAUCCAGCUGUUUUAUGGAGGAA